This is a messenger RNA of Podarcis muralis (Common wall lizard), 6192 nucleotides long. The record is from RefSeq and is a predicted model, not a curated record. Lineage: Eukaryota; Metazoa; Chordata; Lepidosauria; Squamata; Lacertidae.
GGGAAAACAUCUGGACAGCCGACGUUCCUGAUUUAAUGGCAGGCUUCUGAGCCGUCAUUGAACCUGGAAGUGAAUGAUGAGGCGAGGAAGUCAUAUGUUUCAAUGCGAGGUCCCCGAGUUUCCCUUGUAGGCACCUUCUAGCUUGUGGGGGAUGUAGGGCAGCAGCUGGGAUAGCUCAGUCGGUGGUAAGUUACAGGUGUUUGGGCUCUGGAAGCAGAUGUACUUUAAACUUCCCUCCUCCUAUCAAGUGGCUGCUUUCUGACAGCUGGGAACAGGAAAGAUGGAAGAUGAACUGAAGAUGGAGAGUCAAAACCUUGACCAAGAUCAAGGUCCCUUUGUGGCGGAUGAAUCAAGUCAGCAGCCAUUGUGCCAGGAAACCUCUUCCCCCAAGCUGUCUGUGACUGAACUGAGUAGAGAGUUGGACUCCAAGAGUGAGCUGAUAGAUGACAAGGAGUUUGAUAUUCCUCAGGUUGAUACUCCCCCAACACUGGAAAGUAUUUUAAAUGAGACUGAUGAUGAAGAAGAGCCGUUUGUUCUUGAGGAUCCUUCCCUUCUAAAUAUCGAUAACAUUGACACUCACUCAUAUGAUACUUCAUCUGUAGCGAGCUCUGACAGUGGCGAUAGAACACACCUGAAAAGGAAGAAGAAGCUUCGUGAUUCUUUCUCCAUCCAUGGCUCUGUGAUACGGCUGUCCCUUCUGAAAGGAAUCUCUGCUCAGAUAGUUUCUGCAGCGGCCAAAGUGGAUGCUGGCUUACCCACUGCAAUUGCAGCAUCAAGUCUCAUAGCAGUGGGAACAUCCCAUGGACUGGCACUGAUAUUUGGCAAAGAUCCUAACCAGGCUCUUCGGCUUUGUUUGGGCAGUACCGCAGUUGGAGCACAGUAUGGGGCUAUAUCUGCUCUUAGCAUCAACAACGAUUGUUCAAGACUUCUGUGUGGUUUUGCAAAAGGACAGAUUACAAUGUGGGAUCUGGCUAGUGGAAAGCUUUUGAGAUCAAUAACAGAUGCUCAUCCUCCAGGAACAGCAAUUUUGCACAUUAAGUUUACAGAUGAUCCAACGCUAGCGAUUUGCAACGACAGUGGAGGCUCAGUAUUCGAACUCUCUUUCAGGAGAGUCAUGGGUGUGAGAACAUGUGAGUCACGCUGCUUGUUCAGUGGUUCCAAGGGAGAAGUCUGCUGCAUUGAGCCUUUACAUGCAAAGACUGAACUGAGAGACCAUCCCAUCACCCAGUACUCCCUGCUUGCAAUGGCUUCCUUAACAAAGAUUCUUGUCAUUGGCUUGAAACCGUCUUUGAAAGUGUGGAUGACUUUCCCAUACGGUCGUAUGGACCCCUCCAGUGUUCCAUUGCUAGCAUGGCAUUUUGUUGCUGUGCAGACAUCUGUGAAUCCCGUGCUUGCCUUCUGCCGAGGAGAUGUUGUCCAUUUCCUUCUGGUUAAGAGAGAUGAAUCUGGAGCAAUACAUGUUACAAAGCAGAAGCAGCUACAUCUCCACUAUGACCUCAUUAAUUUUACAUGGAUAAAUUCACGCACAGUGGUGCUUCUGGAUAGUGUGGAGAAACUGCAUGUGAUAGAUCGUCAGACGCAGGAGGAACUUGAGACUGUGGAGAUCUCAGAAGUCCAGUUGGUGUACAACAGCAGCCAUUUCAAAUCAUUGGCUACAGGAGGCAAUGUCAGCCAAGCACUGGCGCUGGUGGGGGAGAAAGCUUGUUACCAGUCAAUCAGCAACUGUGGUGGUCAAAUAUUUUAUUUAGGUACAAAGUCUGUCCAUGUGAUGACACUGAGAAGCUGGAGAGAGAGAAUAGAUCACCUUCUGAAACAAGACUGCCUUAAUGAAGCACUGGCUCUUGCUUGGUCCUUUCAUGAAGGGAAAGCCAAGGCUGUUGUAGGGUUAUCUGGAGAUGAACAGAAACGAAAGGCUGUUGUUGCAGACAGAAUGGUUGAAAUUCUUAUCCAUUUUGCUGAUCGAACGAUGAAGAAAUGUCCUGAUCAGGGUAAAAUCCAGGUGAUGGAGCAGCACUUUCAGGAUAUGGUGCCUGUCAUUGUUGAUUACUGCCUUCUGCUUCAGCGGAUGGAUCUGUUGUUUAGCCAGAUGUAUGACAAGAUGAGUGAAAAUUCUGUGGCGAAGGGUGUCUUUCUGGAGUGUCUUGAGCCAUACAUUUUAAGUGAUAAAUUGAUGGGAAUUACAGCUCAAAUUAUGAAAGAUUUACUGCUUCACUUCCAAGAUAAGAAUUUAAUGGCAAACAUGGAGGCUUGCAUUGUACAUAUGGAUAUCACCAGCCUAGACAUACAGCAGGUGGUCCUCAUGUGCUGGGAGAAUCGUUUGUAUGAUGCCAUGAUCUAUGUCUACAACAGUGGCAUGAAUGACUAUAUUACACCAAUGGAGAAAUUGUUCAAGGUCAUUGCUCAUCCUCUUAGUGCUGGAAAGUCUCUCUCAGACGAGCAAGUCAUCAUGGGCAACAAGCUGCUUGUCUAUAUAAGUUGCUGUUUGGCUGGUCGAGCUUAUCCACUGGGCAAUAUCCCUGAAGAUCUGGUACCUUUGGUUAAAAAUCAGGUCUUUGAAUUCCUCAUUCGUUUGCACUCAGCAGAGGCACCCACCGAUGAAGAGGUUUACCCUUAUGUCCGCACACUGCUGCACUUCGAUACACGAGAGUUCCUCAAUGUUCUUGCACUGACAUUUGAAGACUUUAAGAAUGACAAGCAAGCUGUAGAGUACCAACAGAGAAUUGUGGACAUCCUUCUGAAGGUUAUGGUGGAGAAUUCUGAUUUUACCCCCUCACAAGUUGGGUGUCUCUUCACUUUCCUUGCCCGACAGCUUGCUAAGCCUAACAACACACUGUUUGUAAAUAGGACGCUAUUUGAUCAGGUCCUUGAAUUUCUCUGCAGUCCUGAUGAUGAUUCACGGCACUCUGAGAGACAGCAGGUUCUUCUAGAAUUGCUCCAAGCUGGAGGCAUAGUACAGUUUGAAGAGAACAGACUCAUUCACAUGGCAGAAAAAGCUGAAUUCUAUCAAAUCUGCGAGUUUAUGUAUGAACGGGAACAUCGCUAUGAUAAGAUAAUUGAUUGCUACUUACGAGAUCCAUUGAGAAAGGAAGAAGUUUUCACUUACAUCCACAAUAUACUCUCCAUUCCUGGAUAUAACACAGAAGAAAAACAGUCUGUGUGGCAAAAAGCUAUGAAACACAUUGAGGAGCUGCUGUCAGUGAGUCCCUUUAAAGCAGCCGAUCUGAUUUCAGUUCACUUCAGUGAGCAGAUUGAACAAAUAAUUCAGAACCUUCAGGAUCAAUGUUUGCUUUUCCAGUUUUUGAGGAGCCUCCUUGACCCAAGGGAAGGUGUCAAUCAAGAGUUGCUUCAGCUUUCUCCCUUCGUUACUGAGCAGUUUAUUGAGUUGCUGUGUCGGUAUGAUCCUGACCAGGUUUUAGAGACUUUGCAAUUCCUGGAGUCCUACAGGCUGGAAGAGGCAAUUCAGAUCACACAGAAAUACCAACUCCAUGAAGCUUCUUCCUAUCUACUUGAGAAGAAAGGAGAUAUUCAUGGUGCCUUCCUAGUUAUGCUUGAGUGGCUGCAAAGCAAGUUGUUGACACUUACAUGUGAAGAUGAAAGUUCAAUAGAAUUUCCUUCAUUAAAGGAUAUUGAAGAUAGCUUAGCAAAAACAAUUGCACUUUGCCAGAGGAAUUCACACAAGUUAAAUCAACCACAGCGAGAGGCACUAUGGUUUCCACUCUUAGAAGCAAUGAUGUCUCCCCAAAAGUUAUCCAGUUCUACUGCACUGUGUCAUUACUCUGAAUUUUUGAAGAACUUGACGAUGCAAGUGUUGAACAACAUGGCAGCAUUCAUUGCCCUGCCACUGAUCUUGCAGAAAAUUCUACAGGAUCCAGUCUAUGGAAGAGGAAAACUGGGAGAAAUUCAGGGUCUUGUCCUGGGCAUGCUAGACAGCUUUAAUUAUGAACAAACUCUUUUGGAGACUACAACCAACCUACUCAACCAUGACCUCCACUGGUCCUUACGUAAUUUGAAAGCAUCUGUGACUAGAGGGCUGAACCCCAAGCAAGAUUACUGUUGUAUUUGUCUACAGCAGUACAAGAGAAGACAAGAGACUGCUGACCAAAUCAUAGUCUUCAGCUGUGGCCACUUGUACCACUCUCUCUGCCUCCUGAGUAAAGAGUGUGGCACUGAAACAGAGGGCCAGAUGAGAUGGACUUGUUUUAAAUGCAAUGCAAGUAACAAAGGAGGAAAACUAAGUGGUGCUUGCUUAGAAAUGAAGAAGGGAACUCCUGUAUCUCUGGCACAGACCAAUUCUGAGGCCAUCUUGGAUCCACAGCAAGCUCAAGCUUUUGACCAGCUUUGUCGUCUGUACCGAGGAACAUCGAGGUUGGCUCUUCUGGCUGAACUCUCACGGGACCGUGGUGGAGAAAAACAUGGGCUCCUCCAUAUCUCCCAGGGUGAUUCUGCACUGAAUAGUGUCUUCCAGAAUGAGACCUUCCAACUUCACCUCACUCCUCCUCCUCUAGUGGAAGACUAAUCUCUAUUUGAUGGGGCUCCAGGGCAUGAGAAAAGCACCGUGGAAAGUACUUGACAGUACUCCUGAUGGUGGAACAAGCUCCCGAGAACUUCACUUUGUAUUUAGUAGAUGAGAGGUUGCAACAAUGCGGAAACUUUGUAAGGACCAGCUCUUAUUUUCCCUCUGUGACUUGCUUAACAAAGCAGAAGGGACAUAAAAAAUAUCUCUCAGUCUUGUUUCCAUUGGGCUUUGCUGAAAGCUAUAAACUACUCUGUCAAACCUAUGCUGUUCGUCACUGGAGCUGAACACAACAGUACUUGGGGCAGCUGCACUAAGCCCCAGGGAUAAAGUGUCUGCAGCCAGAGCUUAUUUAAAUAAUUGGAGUCUGUUCCCUUAGAGAAGAAAACCAAGGGAAUACAACAAAUGUCAGUCAUCCAAAGUUGACAUUUCUCUCAUUUUAAUUUAGAACAAGCUGUGAAACUCUACAGUCAGUAUUCUAAUAGGUAGCUGAAUGCAGAGAACCCAACUGAACCCAAGCGAGACAGAACUGCCAAGGAUGCCCCAAUUGCAUGGUUUUCCCCCUGAAAUUGCUUUAGCUCUUCCUCUGAUUUUAGCCAUUGCAGUAAAUCUCUGUUGGCCCUUGUGCUAGUGGCUCAAGAAGGUCUGCUGUGACAGAUGCUGUUCCAGGAAAGUGCCACUCAUUAGCAUCCUGAACCAGAAAUUUUGCUAACCAAGCACAUUGUAAUGUAGCACUCAGCCAACUUGAGAGUGGCAAAUAUUUGGUGCCAGCUUGUGUGUGUUGUAAGGCCUGCACUAGCUGUGUGCCAGCAUUUCCACAGAGCUCUCACUGUUUCUAGUGUACCAAAAGAAAACAGCACAUUCAUCAUUAUGAUGGCGGCUGCUGCUGCCGAGUUACUGAGCUGCAUGGAAAGGACAUCCUCUUUCAUUGUAUCCCACCCCACUCCUAGCUCAUUUAUCUAUUAUGAACUCUAUACUGAAUUAAAGAAAAGGCUUCAGAUGGUGGUUUAUUAUUCCCACCCCACCCCUCUCCCGCUCUCACUCUCUUCUGCAACAGGAAUGGGUUUUAACAUGAAUUUAAGGUGAUUUUUUCCCUGGUCCUACAGGAUAAAGCAUAAGCUUCCCACUAGUGUCUUGUUUAAUGUCCUUACAUCUCCAAAAGCUGGUAGUUGGCAGUUUUCCCUUGUUUGUUUAAGGGGUUUCCUGUCUUUGUGAUAACCUGUCUAAAGGGAGAACAAGUGCAGAUUGAAAAGCACAUCAAGCAUUUUUUUCACGUGACUUGCUACUGACUGCCGUGUCCAGAGGUUAUUGCAGUGUGUAUUGUGUUCCCUCAUCUUUUCUCAGGAUGCAAAUGGUUCUCCACUAUCCAUUAAUGAAAUUGAUGCACAUAUGGCUGCACAUUACUCAUAUGCUAGAGGUAUGUACAUCUGGAGUGCACAAAUUGAGAAAAGGUUAUAUGCAUACAAUUUUAUUUAUUUAAAACAUUCAUUGAUGUGGGAUUAUUAUGAAAUGGGGCCUUAGGUACCCAUUUUCUGAUCUAAUCCACUUCAGUUAAAGCUUACCUAUUUAAAUGCUCAGCAUCAUCCUUGAUUGCACCCUUGAUGGAAAGGGGGUUGUAAUCAUGCUGUGAAUAUAUCAUACUUCUUGUGCAAGUAUUCAGGUAUAAAUAUGUAUGAACA